GUGCAGAAUGGCUUCCUCUUCUAUCCCCAUGACGACGGAAGCGUGAUCAAGUUCGUCCAUUUUUGAUGACGUACCAGAAUGUUGCCUCUCUGGCGUCCUAGUUACAGUGCCAGUGGAUUUUGCUUGUUGUAGGCGGCGAGGCCACCGGGCAGAGGGCUGUGUUUCUGAAACACUUAGCAGUGUCACAUAAAACACGUUUGCUCAUGUGCAAUCAUUGCAGCUGAUUGCUGUGUGCCUCCUUAGUUUCCUGACAACACCCCCCUGGCAAGUGGCAUCUUGAUCUCUCCCUAUGUCUGCCAGAAAGGCAAGAGGGCCCCUGCAGUACACCCUGAGGGUAACUGAUGACCUGAAGAGACAGUUUGACGACUUGCUGCGGGAAACAUUAGAAAAAGAUGUUUUAAAUCCUGUGGCUACAAGGGAAUUUUACCAAAGAUGUGUACACCUAAACACCCUUGUAGAAAAAAACAGAGAAGCUCUUGACAAGUUAAAAAAAGCUGAUGAACCAGCCCCUGUAGGGAAUUAUGAGCAGAGAAAGCAGGAAGAAGAACAGAGGCUGACUAAACUUUCUCAUCAGCUGCAGGAACUUGCAAAAACUCUGCAACAGGGAGAUGAACAGAACCACCAGACAGAAAAGAUGAGCAAUGAGGAGGAAGAAAGUGAAGAGGAAGAGGAGGAAGACAAUGAGGAAGAAGAAGAUGAGGAGGAGGAUGACGAAGAGGAGGAAGAAGAAGAUGAAGUUGACUCAACCAUCAAAGAGUACAUUACGCUGGGAGAUUUCCAGGCCCAGCAAAAAGAUGAUUUAACUUUUAAGAAAGGCCAAGUAUUGCAUAUUCUGGAUAAAAAACUUGAUGGCUGGUGGAUUGCUGAAGAUUCUAAAGGAAAUAAAGGCCUUGUACCAAAAACAUACUUACAGGUGUACAAAAGUGGGGAUCCAAGCGUAGAUCAGAGUGAGGAGGAAAGUGAAGAAGAUGUGGAAGAGACAGAAGAUGACAAAACAAUUACCAUGCAGAGCAAACAAGCAGAAGAUACCAUUUCACAGCUAAGUUCUUCUAGAAAGCUCAAAGAGAUGAGUUCAGUUGAUGCAUUGGUCACAAUGGGCACAAUCCCUUCUGGCUUUCGUUUUUCAACCCUGGCACAACUUUUAAACCAAGGUGAACAGUACAGAACAUAUACAUACCUUCAGCCUGAUCUUAACCCUUCACAGCUGGCUUUUAAAGAUUUGAUAUGGGACAGAGACACAUGUGGUAUUCAAGCAUUACCAAGCCGCAUCUCUUUGAUAGUAACCUUGUGGAGCUGCAAAAUGAUUCCUCUGCCUGGGGCAAGCAUUCAGAUACUUAGCAGACAUGUGAGACUCUGCCUGUUUGAUGGUGCUAAGGUCUUGAGCAACAUUCAUACAGUGAGAGCUACAUGGCUACCCAAAAAUGCAAGAACAUGGACGUUUUCUCCGAGGGUGACGGGUAUUCUUCCCAGCAUCCUGGAUGGUAAUUGUUUUGUGAGAUCUGACAGCCAGUCUCCAGAGAUCGGAAUUCUAUUUGAACUUGGAGUCACCUACAUCCGCAAUUCAACCGGUGAGAGAGGAGAGCUGAGCUGUGGCUGGGCUUUUUUAAAGCUUUUUGAUACCAAUGGGAUUCCCUUACCUGCAAGGACAUAUGAGCUUACCUUGUAUGGUGGAACACCGUAUGAAAGAGGAGUCGAAGUAGAUCCAUCUAUUGCAAGAAGAGUGAACACAGGAGUUUUUCACCAGUUGAGGACCCAGAGAAAACAGCCUCGGCUACUUGUGAAACUUAGAACCCUGAACACUGCACAGAGAAACAUGCUAAACAUGCUUCCUCAAACAAUAAUUGGUAGCAGCGGUCACCUACCUACACUGGUGUACUAUCGGGAGAUACUUGGUGACGCACUUCUAAAAGAAAGGAAGAAUAUGCAGAAUGCAGACCUCAUUUGCCAUCCUUUACUUGCCACAUUUCCCAGGCUGAUGGAGCAGCCCGAUAUUCUGGAUGCUGUCAGGAGUGGAUGGGCAGAGAAAGAAAACUCCAUGAAAAGAUCAGAAAAGAGGGACAAAGAGUUCAUGAAAAAUGCCUUCAUCAGUGUCUAUCACAACAUUGCCUACCCUCUCCUGGAAUCAACAUUUCUGCAGGAAUCCAAAUGGGCGGAAGAUGAAACAGAGGCUGCCCGGUGGAAAGUGAUCGCUGAGUUCCUCCGACAAAACCGUGAGAAAAACGGGAGCCUUCACUUCCUGCUGUCUCCUGACAACCUUCACAAGCCAUUUGAUGUAUCUGAGAUAACGUAUGAUUUCCUUGGUGCGGCAAAGAAGUCUUCUGUGUCAUUAUGACCUCAAACUGGGGUUUCCGUGUAAUGCUCAAAUGUUCUUUAAUCAUUGUUUUUAUGUUUUUCUAAAUUGUAUUUUGAUGAAAAUCUGGUGUUAAUAAAUAGUUUUUUUUGAGAGUUA
Messenger RNA from Xenopus laevis (African clawed frog), 2449 nucleotides. RefSeq names its product nephronophthisis 1 (juvenile) L homeolog (gene nphp1.L). Gene Ontology annotation, cellular component: anchoring junction; cytoplasm; cilium. The record is from RefSeq and is marked provisional. Gene Ontology annotation, biological process: protein localization involved in establishment of planar polarity. Lineage: Eukaryota; Metazoa; Chordata; Amphibia; Anura; Pipidae.